Molecule: messenger RNA, 1951 nt
Organism: Callithrix jacchus (white-tufted-ear marmoset)
Lineage: Eukaryota; Metazoa; Chordata; Mammalia; Primates; Cebidae
Source: RefSeq, a predicted model, not a curated record
CUCGCGGCCCGAGGGCAGCCAUUUUCUUGAAGGCUGUUGAGUUUAUGACCCUUUCAAAGUACUGAGAUGAAAAAUCUAGAAUGCCUUCGGGUCUAAUGAUCAAUUUUGGAAGUGAGAGAGAGAAAAGAACCUCGCCACUCAGACCCGGAAGGGUUUCAUUCAAGGUGCCCUUCAGACGUUUUUCCUUAGUGUUUAGAAGGAACUAGUAAUGAAGGAAGCGCAGAAGAUGGGGUUUUGGCCUUUUAAACGUGUCAUCCAUGCGGCAGGGUAGGGACUAAAGUAGGUCAGCAGCCAACUCUGAGAACGGUGUGUAGCCCUUUAAGGGUGUCUGCCAAGGGGCGGAGUCUAGAGCGGAAGUAGUAAAUGCGGGUCGAAGUCCGGCAGAUGAAGGGCGGAAGUAAGAGUGUCUAAUCCUGGGAGUCAUGGCGCAGGAAGAGGAAGAUGUUAGAGAUUACAAUUUGACUGAGGAACAGAAGGCGAUCAAGGCCAAGUAUCCGCCAGUCAAUAGGAAGUACGAGUAUUUGGAUCAUACAGCAGAUGUCCAGUUACACGCAUGGGGAGAUACUCUGGAGGAAGCAUUCGAGCAAUGUGCUAUGGCCAUGUUUGGUUACAUGACAGAUAUUGGGACAGUGGAGCCCCUCCAGACAGUUGAAGUAGAAACCCAAGGAGAUGACUUACAGUCUCUUCUGUUUCACUUUUUGGAUGAGUGGCUUUAUAAGUUCAGUGCUGAUGAAUUCUUCAUACCCCGGAUUAGGUCUCCCUGUGUUGCUCAGGCUGAUCUCAAACUCCUGGGCUCAAGUGAUCCUCCCUUUGGGCUCCCAGAAUGCUGGGAUUAUAGGUGGGGAGAAGAAUUUUCAUUGUCCAAGCACCCUCAGGGAACAGAAGUCAAAGCAAUAACAUAUUCAGCAAUGCAGGUCUAUAAUGAAGAGAAGCCAGAAGUUUUUGUGAUCAUUGACAUUUAAGACACCAAAAAAGAAAAGAAUCCUAUGAAGAAUGGUUUUUUCCCCCUCGUCCUCUUGAGGAGACACCAUGAAUUAAAUUCUACAGCAUCUUUAGAUAUAUGAAAUUUGUAGAACAGAAAUUUUUUCCAGAAAUGGAAAAUCAGGGCCUUGGUAUGUGUUCCCUAAGUAUUCAGACUUUAAAGAAUUCUCCAAUCCCCAAGGGGCAGUUAUGGUCCUUCAUUUGAUUCUUUGCUGUGGCAGCAGGUGCCUCAUGCCCUUCCAGUGCAAUGCAAGCCCUCCAGCCUUGCUCCAGAGAGGAGCACUGAUGUCAGCAGCAGCCUAGGGCUGAAUCCAGUUUGAAAAAAGUGGCUGGGCACGGUGACUCACACCUGUAAUCCUAGCACUUUGGGAGGCGGAGGCAGGCAGAUCACCUGAGGUCAGGAGUUCCCAGACCAGCCUGACCAACCUGGAGAAACCCCGUCUCUACUAAAAAUACAAAAUUAGUUGAGCAUGGUGAUGCAUGCCUGUAAUCUCAGUUACUUGGGAGGCUGGGGCAGGAGAAUCACUUGAACCCAGGAAGUGGAGGUUUCGGUGAGCUGAGAUCACGCCAUUGUACUCCAGCCUGGGCAACAACAGCGAAACUCCAUCUCAAAAAGAAAAAAGAAUAACGAGAAAAUAUAUUUCCACACCCAGAAUUUUGUUUUUCUUCCAGGUUGGUUAAGACAUAUAUUUUCUGUAUGUACAUCAGGGAGGUUGUGUUUUAGAUUGCUAUAGGACAGAGCUAUCCUGUAUUCGUUGUUUUUUCAGAGAAACAAUUAGGCUUCUCCAAAGAGAGCCCUGAAUUUCUCUCACACUUUCACGUUUUUAAAAGCACUGAUGACAUUUCCUGUUUUCUCAGAAGAAAAAGUCAAUACGAUGUCUUAUAAAUAGACCUUUCCUUGUAAUACAGACUUUUAUUUGGAAGCAAGUGUAUGUAUAUAACUAGAGAAUAAAAGGAGAAUUUUUGAAAA